AUUGUAAACUUAUACGGAAUGCAGGAGUUUAUAAUGGGUGUUUGCCUAUAUACAGUUUUCGAUAUACUCCUUUCUACUAAAAAGUUGAUUUUAGUUGCUUGGCGAUAUUACUCACCUAUAAUCAUCGACUUUGCCCUUAAGGAGGAGCAAGAAAGAGUGCGUAGGAAUAGCGAGAGGGAUAAGCAAGAUAAAGAAAAGAGUAAGUGUCAAUAUAUUGUUGAUUUUUCGUAUAGAAAACGAUUAGUCAUGGAUGCCUUCAAGAAUUUUCUCAAAAAGAAGAAAGUCGAAAAGCACUUCAAAAAAACUGGCCCAGGUCAGAAACUCGAUUCCGGUUCAAGUGCACCUGCUCCAAGUAUCACUGCCGGUGCUGCCCAAGGUGGCGGAAUUGAUCGCAUUGCUGCUUCCGAUAUUGCUGCUCAAGCCGCUCUCAAAAGACUUUACAAAGAACCCCCCAAAAUAAGCAGUAGUCAGAAGAAAAUCCAAAUGAUUGCUCAACGUGAAUUAGAGGAGGAGCGACGUCGUCGGGACCCAAACUAUGCCAUGGCACAGUUGGGCUUACAGGAAAAGAGGUAG
Strongylus vulgaris is the source of this 573-nucleotide messenger RNA. NCBI's taxonomy places the organism in Eukaryota, Metazoa, Nematoda, Chromadorea, Rhabditida, Strongylidae. The record is from the annotation of a GenBank genome assembly.